GCGGCGAGCUCCAUGCGGCGGCUAACAGACAGGCAGGCAGGCAGAUGGGCGGACGACAGCAGGCGGCGGCGGCUGACAGACACACACAGACGGCGGACGGCGACGAGCACCGGGCGGCGGCGACGGCGGACGGACGACAGUGGCCGACCGGCAGGAAGACAGACAGCCAGAUGGCAACAGCGACAACAACGGGCUCUUGCAAAGCGUAGAUUGCACCCUGAGUGUAGCCCAGGCAGCGUAAUCCUUCGACAUGGAAUUGAGGGGAUUGAACCCUCGAGAUGUGAGCAUGAAGCUAUCUGUAAUAUAUAAGUGAAGAGAAAUAACGAUUGUGUUGACUGAAUCAGAAACUGGAUCAGCUGUUUUCCAGGCGCCAUAUUUAACAGGGCUAGCAAAUCCGCUUCAUACCUUAUCAUGUAAACACGACAGCGAAAAAAGGUUUCAGAAAUUCGUCUUUCAGAAGAUGGAUCGCUUGUAAACAAGUGAUUAAAGCAAAUGGUUUGAAAGUUUUCGACUUGGUCGACAUGUGAACUCACGAUGUGUCAAAAGUAUUCGAUAGUCGAUUUAUCAGUUCCAAGUUGUCUGUAAACAUAAACAUAAAAGUGUAGUGAGUACAACACAUAUACAAAUGUAAUAUGUUUGUGACUUUCACGGUUGAAUUUGUUUCCAAGAAAUAUUUAAUUUUAAAUCUGCAUACGCUGCUCUUUAUUCAUUAAUUCAAGAAAUGUGUUGUCUGCUACGCGACUUACGAACACUAAACCAAAUUCUGUAUGUCAACGUUUCUACUAAAGGAAAUAGUGUAUUCAAGAACUGGACGAGAUGCGUUUCUUAUGUGCAAGGGCAGUCACCAGAACCGAAUAUAAGAGAAUAUUUUUACUACGUAGACCACCAAGGAAUGCUGUUCCUGGAUGACUCCAGAAUGAAGAAUUUCACUUCCUGUUUCAAAGACAAAAAGUUCCUGGAAUUCUUUUUUAAACGCCUGAGGAUGAAUACAACAGGGCGCUACACAGAAGACUUUCCUUACUUGUCACUUUGUGGUCGAGAAAGAAAUUACGUUAGAUGUGAUGAUUAUCCUAUUGUAUUCACUCAUGUAAUGAAAGACGCGCAGAUGAAUAAUGUCUUAAGUUAUGGCCAUGCCGGAAAUUUACUAACAGUUAAGUUUGAGCCUGAGAAAGUUAUAAUGCUGCCAGAGACUGGGCGUGUUUACCAUCCCGCACCGGAAAGAGUCGGUGGUAUUGGCUUAAUUAGAUCCAAGUUAGCAAUUGAAUUAAGUAAGUUUUUUAUAUUUGAAAAUGGUGAGCAACAGGAACCAACACAUUUAUCAUGGGAUGGUAAGGUAUAUGAGUUAAUAACGGAUUGGUACAAAGAAGCAAAACAGCAGGAACUUGAGUGUUCAAAUUAAAUUAGAUUCACCCAUAUAUUAUUGCGAGAGAAAUUGCUGCUAUGUCCGAACCAAAUUAGAUUGACCCACACAUAUAUAUUAUUGUGAGAAAAAUUACAGAAAUGUUCAAAUCCACUUCCAAAAAUAAAUAUUACUAGCAACUUGCCUGAUGCUGAAUAUAUCACCAGGCGUGCUUGGAUUGGAAGAUAACUGAUUGUUUAGUGUAAAAUGUUGAGUUUCUUAGUUUCUUCAUAAAAUAAGAUGUAAAUUGGUUUAUACAAUAACUACUUCUUGUUACAUAGUACCUUUGGAGUAGCAAGUCACCAGUUCAAUUGUUAAUUGGCUUUGUUUAGUCCAGUAUUUGUGAUUGUUAUAAACAUUGUUGUAUUUUUACAGAAUAAAGUUACGUUUUUCCAAAAACUCCAUU
Schistocerca gregaria is the source of this 1805-nucleotide messenger RNA. RefSeq names its product UPF0598 protein CG30010. Lineage: Eukaryota; Metazoa; Arthropoda; Insecta; Orthoptera; Acrididae. Bases 722 to 1399 code for a protein of 225 amino acids. The transcript is spliced from 4 exons. The record is from RefSeq and is a predicted model, not a curated record.